AUCAACAGAGUAAACAAACAGCAACAGCAUCAGCAACAGCAACAGCAACAGCAACAGCACCAGCAUCAACAACAGUAUCAGCAGCACCAGCAUCAUGUCGCUCUUCACACAAUCUACAUCGUUGAAUCCAACGAUCAAUCCAAGUGUCCAACAGCAACCAGUACAACAACCACAACAGCAACAACAAGUAUCAACCCCAGUAGCUAACAACUCUUGGUACACUCAGAAUCAAAAGAAGCGAACCAUUCCCAACCACUUGAUCCCCAAAAAGAAACCCGGAUUCCAAAUCACAGCCUCUACUACAUCCAAAAAGAAAUCCUCUAAAUCACCAACUACAUCCAGUGGAUUAUUGCUCGGAGAUAGUCACCAAUUCAAUAUGUUGUCCUUUGGAAAUCAACAACGAAAGACUAUAAGUUCAGGAAUAUUUGAUGAUGACGACACCACCAUCGACAAUAGUGAAGAAGGUAAUAGCUUGCUAGUAUACCAAGAUGAUUUACCUCCUAAUAAGUCCUUGUUUGAAUUGAAUGAAAAGGUCAAUAAGCCAAUUGACCAGAUCGAUUCGUUUAUAAAUAAAGACCCAAGAAAGUUUAGUAACUUGUUCAACAAGAAUGAAGAAGUCGAGCCUGUUCCAGUAGUUAAACCUGAAAAUCAAUUAUCCCACUCGGAAUCAGCUAUCUUGGUAUUUGGAUACCCGGAAUCCUUGUCUAACCAAGUCAUCCAAUUGUUUAAGCAAUUCGGAGACAUUUUAGAAGAUUUCCAAAUCAACAAGACCAAAUCAUUAUAUACCACUCAAGCAAACAACAAGGUGGUCCCAAUAUUCAGUGGUCCAAAUUGGGUCAAAAUCACAUACGAUAACCCAACUUCAGCAAUUGAAGCCUUGCAAGAAAAUGGUACUGUGUUUAACGGAGUAUUGUUGGGAGUCAUACCUUAUCAUAAAUCAGCAUUGGAGAAUUUACAAAAGAGAAGCUUGAUUGACAAGGAAAACAUUGGAGAAAUGAACUUGAACAUUCAAUUACCAGCUCAAGAAAGUGAAAGUAAGUCCAGUGAUGUAGCUCCACCUACCACUGAUCCAUACAAUGCCCGUCUUGACAUUAAAGAAGGCAAACAAUUCUUUGUUGCCCCAGAAGGAACAGAAUUAAAGAAACCAAACAAUAGCGAAAGGUUAUCCUGGAUAGGUACAAUUUCCAAAUAUGUGUUUGGAUUCCAUGAUUUAUAGGUCAUAAAUUACAUAUAUACAUAUAUAUUGAACUGUACAACUAUAGAUUAUC
Spathaspora passalidarum NRRL Y-27907 is the source of this 1268-nucleotide messenger RNA. Its product is annotated as FG-nucleoporin. The transcript has a single exon. The record is from RefSeq and is a predicted model, not a curated record. Lineage: Eukaryota; Fungi; Ascomycota; Pichiomycetes; Serinales; Debaryomycetaceae. Gene Ontology annotation, biological process: regulation of DNA-templated transcription; nuclear pore organization; NLS-bearing protein import into nucleus. The coding region runs from base 95 to 1216 and encodes 373 amino acids. Gene Ontology annotation, molecular function: phospholipid binding; single-stranded DNA binding; structural constituent of nuclear pore. Gene Ontology annotation, cellular component: nuclear pore nuclear basket; nuclear pore central transport channel; nuclear membrane.